GUAGGCGGGGGCCUAAACGAGGCUGGCCUAGUUAAGCCUGAUUCUUAUUGUGUGCAGCACAGCCAGUUUUUAUUGUGCAACGUAGCCGUGAGAGAACCCAGGACCAGAGUGUGAAUCCAUGCACUUGUUAGUCAAAGCCUAACAAGGCUUGAUCUGGAGGAGAAGAGAAGGGAAAUGAGGCAUAAAUGAGUGUUAGGAACAGUGUGUGACCGGGGACCAAGAGAGAGGACGGAAAAGCAGAGUGGGGAACCACAACUCUGAGAUUGGGAGCAGUUUUAGGCCCCCGUCUGCUAUGCCAUAAGAUGGCCUCCAACUCUGUGUUCAUGUCCAGCAUGGUGGGUAAAGCGCGCUCUUCCAACUUCACCCUCUCCGAGAAGCUGGACCUGUUGAAGCUGGUCCGUCCUCACAUCCGCAUCCUGGAGGAGCACACCAACAAGCACGCCGUCAUCGUGGACAAGAACAAGUGCUGGGACACGGUGGCGGAGCAGUACAACGCUCUGGGAGGGGACAGACCCCACCGCACUGCCCAGGGCCUCAGAACCCUUUACAAGAGGCUGAAGGAGUCGGCCAAGCAGGAAGUGAUGCAGCGGAGACACGCCCAGCCCGAGUACCGAGGGAGCAUCUCUGAGCCGACCAGGAGGAUUAUGGAGAUGAUCCCUCACUUGUUCCAACACGUGCCCGUCCACGAGAAGGACCAGGCACUCCGCAGGUUAAUAUACAACAAGCACACGUCCCCCAUUGAGCAUCCUGGCAGCAGCUCCUCUCUGGCUGGACUCCAGGAUUAUGUAGCACCUGUAUCAAGCAUCGCCCACGAGGUGGUCCAGCUGGACCCCGAAGAGGACGUGAAACCGCCGCCAGACCUCCCCGUCGUCACCUCGCACGCCGUUCCAGUGCUGGACGGAUUUCAAGAGCCAGACGGGGAGCAGGACUUAGCCAGCACCCACAAUUACCAGGCGUCCUUGUCUCCCGCUUCUUCCUCGGUUAACAUCGCCCUGUCUGCCUCGCCGCUGCCUUUGAGCCACGAAUUCUACCCAAACGACGUCUACCCUCGCCACGAGGCGGACAGGUUUCGUCCUCUGCACCUUGCCAAGGAGGAGCACGAUCUGGUGUUGGCCAAUCACAGGAAGGUUUCCCUGUACCUGGAGGAGAAGAGAGAGGGUCUGAAGAGGAAGCAGGAGCUGGAGGAGGAGCUGCUAAGAGCCAAAAUCAAAGUAGAGAAACUAAAAGCUGCCCGACUGAGACACGGGCUGCCUAUUCCUCUAUAGCAACAAGCAGCUUGCACAUACUCUGGUUCGCAAAUACGCUCACAUCCCUGUAGCUUUUUCUCACUUCCAUAAACUUCAGUGUAUUUUAUUAUGACUUUAUGUUAUAAAAAGUAGUGCAAAAAAUGACAACUGUUUGUUUAUAAUGACUUCCCUUUAUGAAAAAAGUCUAUUCAGUUUUAAAUUUUUGUUAGUCUGUAACCUUGGCUCUGGAGCCAUAAGUGGCUCUUCCACAAUAACUUUGACUAAAAAUUACAAAGAACCAGACAGUUAAUAUUUUUAAAUGCAAAUUUUAUAUCAAAAGCAGGUUUUUAACCCUUUUUUCAAAGAUUUCCUGCAAUAUUUGCACUAAAUCUUCACAAAGACAAAGAGUGAUGUGAAGCAACAAACAGCAAACAUUGGUUUAGAAUGUGUGAUUUGAAAAAAAUCCAUCCUAUUUUAUGUUUAUGUUAUUAUUAAAUCCUAAAAAUGUAAACAAUGUCCUGGUUCUAUUAAAUGACAAGAAAUCUCCUAAAGGAGAUAUUUGUCUAAAAAGUUGUCUUCUGUUCAAAAUGACUCCAAACGAGUUUUAUUUGGUGUCCUGACACCAAAAUGGCUGUUUAAGUUGUAAAGUCUGCAGACUUUGAUCUGUCCCUUAAAAUCACAAUAAAAUACACUGAAGCUCGAGGAUGUAGCGUCACCAUGUAUGAAAAAGUUUCCCGGUUCUGACUAUUUUUGCAAGACUCUUGAGCGUGUGUGUGUGUGUGUGUGUGUGAGAGAGACAGUGGAUGUGACACAAGUGCUUCUGAUGAACCGAUUCAUGCUUGAUGGCAUUUUUAGAAUCUGAAUUACUUUUGGAAACAUAGUGCCUCAUCCGUACCUGCUGCAUGUGGUUAUCCUCCUGUUUUUAGGGGAUGCGCUGCAGUCGGUUACCUUUUAUGCCGAUCGGUGUUGAACGUUGUCUUCAUUGUUCAUAGAAGUGGUGACAAGACACUGUGAUUGUGUGAAGUGGAAAACAAGUUCUUCAUCUGCAACUGGAUGGUAGCUGUGGGUUUAUCAGGAUAGCGUUAAUAUUCUUUAUUAACCAAGAUUAUUAGGAUUGCUGUUGCAAUGUAAGUGUAAGUAGUCGGACAGUUUGGACAAAUCUUGUCAGUCUGAAAUGGAAAAAAUCCCCCCGUUUCUGUGGCAUUUUGAGGUAUUAAGAAGUAAUAAACAUUAAAGGCGAUUAUUUUUUAGUUUCUUGGAAAACUUGACAGUUUUAUAUAUCGACUUAAAAAUGACAGAAAAAAAUUAGGUCACCAUAAAAGUUACGUGUCUGAAAAUGUUUUUAAAUCAUAAUUGUGGUACAAGAAACAUUUUGAAAAGCCUUAUCAUGUUCUGAAGAAGUAAUGUGAGGUAAAAAUAUGUGACAGUCGGGGAAUCUCUGGCUGGGUUGACGGCCCGCUUAUUUAAGAAGGAAGAAGAGGAAUUUUUUUAUAUGUAUACACAUGUAUAUUUGUUCCUAUUUAAUGUGAAUUUAUUGCUCGUUGUUCUGUAAUGUUUGUAUACCAGUUUGUCCUCAUGUUCACUGGUUUCUAUUAAAGGGCAUUGAUUAAAUUG
Messenger RNA from Poeciliopsis prolifica (blackstripe livebearer), 2840 nucleotides. RefSeq names its product fibrinogen silencer-binding protein (gene fsbp). The record is from RefSeq and is a predicted model, not a curated record. Bases 303 to 1265 code for a protein of 320 amino acids. The transcript is spliced from 2 exons. Lineage: Eukaryota; Metazoa; Chordata; Actinopteri; Cyprinodontiformes; Poeciliidae.